AUGGGAGAUGAAGAUUUCCAUUUGGCUUUAAAACAAGCUAUUCAACGACUUCUUCAAAGGCAUGCCACUUACAACAAUGAUCCUGUAGAACAACGGCUGACUGGACCACAGAAUGGCUUUCCUGAGCCACAUUCCUAUGUACUUCCAAAUGCUAUAUUAUGGGAGCCGCACCAACAGCUGCCGCACUUUUUUCAACCCGAAUUUGUGUGUCCCAUCUGCAAUGAAGAUGGCAAAGUUAUCUCUUUAAAACCCAUUGGCUGGAAGGAUGGUCGGCUACGUCGUCAAAUGCCAAGGCAAAUUUACGGUAUGUCUGGAAGGGUUCUGCUCAUAAGUCGCGUGUAUAGAUGUUCUGCCGGACAUGAACUUAGUGGCCACGAUCCUGCCAUAUUAGCCAUGAUUAAUAGUCAGGGAAGAAUACCUUUCUUACUUUCACACAAAACUGGAGUAACAAGAGAGCUUCUCGAUAUGAUUGUGUCAAUGGUGCGAAAUGGACUGUCAUUUUCGCAAAUUAACGACAUUUUGCUCGAGCGAAUACAUAUGCGUCACUUGAAACUUGAAAGUAAGUUUUUAGAAGACUUGAAACUUUACAGUGCCAGCCAUCCAAUCAUAAUAAAUUCUUCUUUCCCUGAGUUCAACCAGCAGCGGGAAUGUCCCAGUAGAAAUACCAUUUCUGAAAUUUUCCUUCACUACUUUGAUUUGAAUGAAGAUUUGUUUGUCAGAAGAAUGACAUCGAUUUCAGCCGACGCGGAAUGGCUUUCCUGCGACCAUACCUUCGAUAUAACUAGCAGUAUAGGAUAUGAGAGAACAGAAGAUAGAAAGUGGAUUCGACAGUACGAUUCGCUGUUCUGUGUGAUGAACGAACGAGGGCAAAUUGCAGUUUGGCAACUAACUCAGACUCAAGGAUUUGAAAAAGUCCGUGGCCUACUGCAACAACUCUUUCAGAGAUUGUCCAGCAAAGACAAAAGUAUUAAGGAAUUUUACAUCGAUAACUGCUGCCAUUGGAGAAAAAAGUUACAAGAGGUUUUCGGCCCGGAUCUGGCUGUAAAACUUGAUAUUUUCCACGCAUUUCAGCGAAUAAGUUCCAAAAUUUCAAAGCGCCACCCCUUCUAUAGUAAAUGCUUACAAGAUCUACGGUUGAUGUUUAGAGAUCCCUCUGACGUCGGGAAAACGCGUGCAAAAGAAACUCCAGAUCCAAACACUCUUUUAAAAAAUGCCGACAUGUUCUUGAAGAAGUGGGAAAACGUUGAAAGCGACAAAGGCAAGCCAGUAUUAUCAGAGGAAGCUGUAAAAAAAGUGCGAAAAAUCGAGGAGCACAUGAGGAAAGGCUGUUUGUCGGGUAAGUUGUGGCACAGAAAACUGUUUAUGGCAGCCCAAUCCGAUUAUACAGUUUAGUAAAACCCCGAGUACAAGAACCUAGAUUUUUCCAAGUCAGCAUAAACAGUCUAAACAGGUUCUAAUGUAAAUGGUGCUUACAAGCAAGGAAAUUAGGCUAAACAGGUGCUGAAAUAGGUUCUUUUUUUCUAAAGAAAAGAGAGACUCAUUUUCCGUAGGUGUGAUAUAUCCGUUUAUAUCAAUUAUGCACAAUUUUCUCCAAAAAGACAGAAUAUGCACUUUACACCUAUUUUCUUUGAUUUUUAAAUUGUAGUUUUGAAUCUACUGAUAACAUAAGAAUGUACUCUGAAAUUCUAGCCUAUACAGGUUCUUGUGUAAAGGGGGUCUAAAUCGACAGUUUUAGCCUAAUACGUUCUUAAAUUCUAGGUUCUUGAACGCGGGAUUUUAUUGAAAUCGUACCCACUAUCUUUGAACACGACAUACACACAAACGCGCAUCAAACGAAGCACUAAAUUUAACCACAGGAAUGGAAAUCAUUUGCAGGGAAUAUAUUGAAGAUUGGAAACUAAUGCGGAGGUUUGUCGAUAUCAACGUAAAUCCGAGGCAACACUUUUUUUUACAUUUAAGUUACAUUUCCUCAAUUCCGAUUACAGGAUUCGGAGUUCAAAUAAUUGUCUUGAGUGGUACUGAAUUUGAAAUAUUUUACAAGAGUGUUUUCGAGAACUCAUAAUUUGGGUUAGGUAUUUUUUGGGCAGCUAAAACAAAAAGAAUUUCAAACAAUUCUGUAUGUUUCGCAAUGAUGUAAACAUUUAACCUUUAUGUAAGCCCCCGGCAUCUAUUCCAAUGUAAUACGGAAAGAUGUAACGAACGGGUGUGUUGAAACAAUGUUAGCCGUUUGUGUAUGUUAUUUUCAACAUUAUCUCAAUGUGCUUUUAAAAAAAUUUAAGGUUUGCAGGAUACCCGGGGGUAAUUCCCUAUAUGUCCUAUAUAAGCGUUUUAGGUAUGUGCCGUCCCAAAGGGUUUGGUUUCUUGGCCGUUGUAGUCUUUCAAACGGGUAUAGUUUUCGACCAAUUAUGAACGACAGAAUGAGAUAGGAAACCAAGAUAUUAUCACUCAAGGUGAAUCUGACCCAUUCUUAAGUUGGUGUUCACUCCCGUUUGUAACAUGAAGUGAUGUUGACUUAAAAAGUGUAUGGAUUUUAGAUGCCAGGUCUUAAAAUGGGUAGUAAGGCGGCACUUUUUGGGGGUCGUAAAUAGCUUCAAGGUUUGGAGAACCGGCAUCUACCAGGGUUUUCAGCACACUAUAGGCAGUUUUAUUAAAUCGCCUACCAGGGUUACAGUAGCUCAUGUAAAACAACACCGAAAGCGAGUGAAAAUAUAUUUGGUGGAAUCACUAAUCCCUUACUGACCGAGCGCUAGUGUUAUGCUGGUACCGGGUGUUAUUACUUAAAAAGCGAUUCUCGAGGUUGCAUCUAGCUGUCAGAUAGGUUUUUUUACCUACUAAAAUUUUCACGUAUGGAUUGCUAGCACAAAAAUCAAUUUUUCAAGGUAAUUCACUCACUAAUGGAGUGCUAGGGCUAUGGGAAAAGUUGCCUUUGCUUAUAAUUGAUUACAUUAACUCUUCUACCAGGGUUCGAAUAACUCCUAUACAAAAAACUUUCCAAACGAGAGUAGUAAUACUUAUCUCAGAGUAUAAUUAACCUCUUCUCGGAUUUACUGAAAUCCGAGAGGGAGUUAAUUCAGUAACUCUUAUUUGGAUUUAAAAUAACGGCUUCGUCAAUCCACUGAACAUUGACUCCUCCGAGUCAUUAUUUCUUUUCUGGAGUUAAAUUUGCUUUGUUGGAGCAGUUUUUAUACCUUCUUGAAAGCUUAUAUGGAAAAGGUUAUUAAGUCCUUCUGGCGGAUCCAGACCGAGAUAAUGGUGGGGCCCGGUCUCAUAAAAAUUUUUUUCGAGUCCAUUAGCUCUGCCAGUGUAAACUCUUUUCCCAGUAACAUGUUCUCCGCUUAUUGCUUGUUUAACCAGGAAUCGCGCCGGGAAGAGGAACUAACAGAAAUGAAGCACUACAUAGGUGGAUAGGUGAUCUUCUUAGUGGUAGUAAAGUGGGAGUACGUCUCGCAUAUGCCUUGCUAAUGAUCAUAUUCGAUCGCAUAAACAACAAAGGGGAAAAGUCAACUUGUGAAUUGCCAGAGGAAACCUGUGUACGUGACGAAAGAAGCAAGCUAACUGAAUAUGAUCAAUCCGAAACAAGGCUUUGCGAAACAUCCAAGGAAGUAUUUGGAAUAGGGUUGGUAUCUUCUGACGCAGAUGAAGUAACUGAGACAACGGAAUUGACAGCGAAAACUCACGAUGAUGAUAGUCAUGGUAAAUUCUCUUUGAACUAUUCUUCUGCAAUCAAUAUUCUAGACAGAGCGCAACUGAGUUUGGCAUCGUUCCAAAGCCUAGUAAAUCUCAGCGAAUCAGGCACAGAAAUAUCACAUCGUCACUUUCCCUAUUUAUAUACUUUGUUUUAUAACAGUCAUUUCAGCAUGAACAGAGACACCGAUGAACACGAUAAACGUAUAGACAACAUUUUAAAGAGCUGGUCAAUGUCCAGGGAACAUAUUGCUAAGGACGGAGAUUGUUGUUUUAGAGCAGUGGCAAGGAACGUUUUCAAAUUAACAGAAACAGAAGGAUUAAGUUCUCAAGCGUAUGAGCAUCUGGCUAAUCUUGGUCUUGUUAAUUUAGACGAGAAAAGCUUGAGCGACAGUUUAAGGGUGCUGACCGUUUCAGAGUGGUCAGGAGAGAACAGGCCACACUACGAAAACUUCCUGACAACUGACAACUUUGACGAGGAAGUUAAGCGGUUUACCCACAAGGGGUAUUUUACUGGUGAGCUAGGAAAUCUCAUGGUCUUAGCAAUGGCCAACGUUCUAAAAAUGCCCAUUGUAAUUUUUUCAUCGUUGGAAAACUAUCCCACUAUACCAAUUCUGCCGCGUGGACAACUCAAUGACAUGCCUACGUUGUUUGUCUCAUUUAAUGCCGCUGGUUGUGGGCACUACGAUUACGUCCAUACGGAGACUGUGCCGAUGGUGUUAGAAAAACAACAAGAAGAACAAGUAAACGAAAAGAAACGACCCCAAGUUUCCUGUUCUUGUGGUGCCAGUAGGAAAGGUCAAGAGAAAGUGUCGAAUGUUUGCAACAACGUCAUUGGCUCACACUCUAGCAGGUGUAAGUGUCUUAAGGCUCGAGUUAGUUGCGAUGGAAAUUGCAAAUGCAAAGGAUGUUCAAAUCCAUUUGGGCAAAGUCAAGCUGGUAAUGCCGAGGGGGAGUGCGCACCACGGAAACGACGAAAGUUUGAUAUUCAAAACUCGAUCAAACUUAAGUCAAAAGUAUAUCUUAAUGAAAAAGGAGAACCGCUACGAUAG
This is a messenger RNA of Porites evermanni, 4736 nucleotides long. The record is from the annotation of a GenBank genome assembly. Lineage: Eukaryota; Metazoa; Cnidaria; Anthozoa; Scleractinia; Poritidae.